Messenger RNA from Fusarium graminearum PH-1, 399 nucleotides. RefSeq lists its product as uncharacterized. The record is from RefSeq and is a predicted model, not a curated record. The transcript is spliced from 2 exons. Bases 1 to 399 code for a protein of 132 amino acids. NCBI's taxonomy places the organism in Eukaryota, Fungi, Ascomycota, Sordariomycetes, Hypocreales, Nectriaceae.
AUGUUCUUAUCAACGAAUAUCCACCUGGCAUUGGAUGGUGCCGCGUAUUGGCCCAUAGUGUGCACAGUGAGCCUCGGUGCCAGCUUGUGCCUGAACCUGCAUCGCAGCAAGGACGACGGCGCCCUUGACCCUGUGCCUGCUUGGAGAAUUCUUCAGGAGCCCCGUAGCUUGCUCAUCACUACCGAUCAGCUAUACACCGACUAUCUACACGGUAUUGCCGAUAUCGAAGAGGAUGUCGACCUUGAUGCGAAUACUGUUGCGAACUGGGACCUGCUUCGUUCACCCGAUACAUUCGCCAGUGGCAAGAAUGUCCGUCAAACCCGCACAAGUCUGACAUAUCGAGACGUUCUCCAGGUGUCCAAAGUUGCAAAUAAAUUUGGCUUGUUUAUGAAGCGUUGA